UACAGGAUUGAAAUACGUGACGAAGACUCAAGUCUGGAAGUCAGGCUUGGAUUGACUUGGAGUAACGAAACAAACAGCUGGAGGCGUUACGAUAGCAUGACGGACAAGAAUGGCAAUGUAAGAAUUGUCGAGGUUCAUGCUUCUAAGGGUCGUGCACCUUCUGCGGCAAUGGCGGCAUACACGGCGUGGAAGCGUUCUUCUCGGACAAAGGGCAGCCGGCAACCGACCUCAGGGUCAGAGUGGCAAGCAGCCCCCCAGCAAUGGGUGACGGAGGUCACAGCGCGUGGCCGUGCAUACGAAGCGGAGGCGCGAAGCGUUAAAAGUAUUUGAGAUAAAGAUGUUCAGGCCAUAUGUCGUCUAUCUCAUGCUAUUGGUGUUUGGCUUGGACCUCUGCCGUGUCGUAAAUUCUCGCUUAGGUUUACGAGACUACAGCAUCAUGGCAAGAUACGCAGCCGAGGCACUUCUGUACUGUUUCGAAUUGCGCAACGAAUAAGUAUAUAUUCUGGGACGCGCACCU
Molecule: messenger RNA, 517 nt
Organism: Postia placenta MAD-698-R-SB12
Lineage: Eukaryota; Fungi; Basidiomycota; Agaricomycetes; Polyporales; Adustoporiaceae
Exons: 4
Coding region: 97-330 (77 amino acids)
Source: RefSeq, a predicted model, not a curated record